Messenger RNA from Drosophila sechellia, 780 nucleotides. RefSeq lists its product as uncharacterized. The transcript is spliced from 3 exons. NCBI's taxonomy places the organism in Eukaryota, Metazoa, Arthropoda, Insecta, Diptera, Drosophilidae. Bases 147 to 725 code for a protein of 192 amino acids. The record is from RefSeq and is a predicted model, not a curated record.
GUGCGUUGCUAAAUUACCUUGAAUAAUUGGAGUUCGUGCUUUAUUAUUAUGAAACGCAAUUUGAUUUAGUUAUUGGGAAUACUUAUUUUUUAAUAUAUUUUUUUAAACGAAUUCAGUUUAGUUUAUGCUGUGACAUUUAUUGCACGAUGUUGAAGAAUCCACGCUGCCUUUUAGUAAUUCUUCUCAUGACUAAAUGGGUUGCUACUUCAAAUUUGCAUGAACUAAUCGAUUUUUUCGUACAGGCCUCCUCCUCGAAAUUUGAGUUCACCAACGUCCAGUGCACAUCGUUCGACAAAAGUUUCGAUGAUUUUGAAUAUUGCUAUAUAAGGUCUGCAAAUCGGAGCUAUAAGUACUUAAGCGCAAAAGUGAACCUAUUCAAAACGCCAAUUACAAAGGCCAAGAUCACUUUAAUACUAUAUAAGCGAUUUAACGGCUACAGACCCUUCAUGUUCAACGUAACAUUGGAUGCGUGUAGAUUUUUAAGAAACACUGAUUCGAGCCCAAUAGGAAAAUACUUUUACGACUUCUUUAAUUCCUACUCGAAUAUUAAUCAUACCUGCCCCUUCAAACACGAUAUGAUUGUCGAAAAGAUUCCCAUAGACUUUGUUAACCACAGAGUUACGAAGGUUCUACCCUUUCCUGAAGGUGAUUAUCUACUGGAAACUCAUUGGAUUGCCUAUGAUAUCGAUCGGGCAAUGGUCAAGAUAUAUUAUACUAUAUCCUAGACAUGUGUCUUUGAAUGUCAAUAUGGAAAAUAAAUAACGAUAAUUAUUCACGUAA